Amborella trichopoda is the source of this 1360-nucleotide messenger RNA. It is a transcript of the gene DCP2, whose product is annotated as decapping 2. Gene Ontology annotation, cellular component: cytoplasm. NCBI's taxonomy places the organism in Eukaryota, Viridiplantae, Streptophyta, Magnoliopsida, Amborellales, Amborellaceae. Gene Ontology annotation, molecular function: 5'-(N(7)-methylguanosine 5'-triphospho)-[mRNA] hydrolase activity; manganese ion binding; RNA binding. Gene Ontology annotation, biological process: nuclear-transcribed mRNA catabolic process, nonsense-mediated decay; deadenylation-dependent decapping of nuclear-transcribed mRNA. The record is from RefSeq and is a predicted model, not a curated record.
AAUCUUGAUAUUUUCAUAGUCCUACCUCUCGAUGACCAGAUAAUUAAUGUAAAGGCUUUUCAACAUUAAAACGACCUUUUCUCAUCGAUUUUUUAGGGGCACGGGUUUUUGCGCCAUUUUUUUUUUUUGCCUCUUUUUCUUUCGGUAAAAUUAGGGUUAAUUUUAUCACCUUAUAUGAAUUACAGAGAAAGAAAUCCAUUUCACUGUUUCUGGAAAAUUCAAGUUUUAUUUUUCUCGAAUUAGGGUUUCUGCAACUGCAAAAAACUAGGGUCUUUCUUCGUAUAUUAAGCAGCAAUGGCUAACCUUAACAGAUCUUCGAGUGCUCCAUUGCGAAAUGUUCCACCUCCUAGAGAGCUUCUAGAUGAUCUAUGCAGCCGAUUUGUUUUGAAUGUUCCCAAGGAAGAUCUCGAGUCUUUUGAGAGGAUCCUAUUUCUUGUGGAGCAAGCACACUGGUUUUACGAGGAUAACUCUAUGGAGCAGAACCCAUCCCUAAAGUCUCUAUCUCUUAGAGAAUUUACAUCUUUGAUGUUCAAUAGCUGUGCUGCAUUGAGACCAUAUAUUGCACAUAUUGAUGACAUUUACAAAGGCUUUACUUCCUACAAAGUUCGAGUUCCCGUAACUGGUGCAAUAAUUUUGGAUGAAACGUAUGAACGGUGCUUGCUAGUGAAAGGCUGGAAAGUGCCAAGCUGGAGCUUUCCUCGUGGUAAAAAGAACAAAGAUGAGGAGGAUCAUGCUUGUGCAGUCCGUGAAGUAUUGGAGGAAACUGGAUUUGAUGUGUCUAAGCUUUUGAAAAUUGAAGACUACCUUGAAGUUGUAGAUGGUCAGCAGAGGGUGCGGCUUUACAUAAUAGCUGGAGUGAAGGAGGAUACAGUCUUUGCACCACAAACCAAAAAGGAGAUCAGUGAAAUUGCUUGGCAUCACCUAGAUGAGCUUCACCCAACAGGGUAUGAGACAGGCAAUCGUGCGUACAAACUUAAGCUCUUCAUGGUUUGCCCCUUCUUGCUACCGCUUAAAGCAUGGAUUGCAGCGCACCGUCCCUCUACAGCUCCAAAAUCUGAAGCAGCUCCAAAAGUUACAUGCGUUUGGAAGGCGAAGAGUGGUUCUACAAGUGGCAUCGGAACAAGUGAAAACAUAGUCGUAUCGAUUGAUCCCCGAGUUGAUAGCCAUACCAUGGUCGAUUCUGGCCCUGGUAAAAGCUUCAGGAGUUUCAAAUUUGAUACUGGCCGUAUAUUACAAGCCAUGGAAGCUGCAUUUUCUAGUUAAGCCCAAUUACAUAAAUUGAAAUUUAUAUCAUGUAUCAUAUCAAGAUCCAACUCCUAAAACAGAUUUCCCUAUUAUCCUAAAUGCUUUAUUAGAUCUC